Molecule: messenger RNA, 4557 nt
Organism: Leucoraja erinaceus (little skate)
Lineage: Eukaryota; Metazoa; Chordata; Chondrichthyes; Rajiformes; Rajidae
Gene: atp2a3
Product: ATPase sarcoplasmic/endoplasmic reticulum Ca2+ transporting 3
Exons: 21
Coding region: 155-3175 (1006 amino acids)
Biological process (GO): calcium ion transmembrane transport; intracellular calcium ion homeostasis
Cellular component (GO): membrane
Molecular function (GO): ATP hydrolysis activity; ATP binding; P-type calcium transporter activity
Source: RefSeq, a predicted model, not a curated record
GAGUCUGCCUGCCCAAACACACCUGCGGAUGCAGCAGCAGCGGGCGGAUCAGUCGCAGCUCCGGUCCCGGGACUAGCGAGUGGAGUCAGGCAGCUCCAGCGCAGCCAGGAGAGAGCGGAGAGCGGCCGGGGCGCGGGCAGCGGGCAGCAGCAGCAUGGAGAAGGCGCACAGCAAGACGGUGGAAGAAGUUCUCGCCCACUUCGCCGUGAAUGAGAACACGGGGCUGAGCCCCGAGCAAGUGAAGCAGAGCCAGGAGCGCUGGGGCUUCAACGAACUUCCUGCGGAAGAAGGGAAGUCCCUGUGGGAACUUGUGCUGGAACAAUUUGAAGAGCUGCUGGUGAGGAUCCUCCUGCUGGCUGCCUGCGUCUCAUUUGUCUUGGCUUGGUUUGAGGAUGAGAAAACCAUCACGGCAUUCGUGGAACCCUUUGUGAUCCUCCUAAUCCUGAUAGUGAAUGCUCUAGUUGGCGUUUGGCAGGAAAGGAACGCAGAGAAUGCCAUCGAGGCACUCAAAGAGUAUGAACCCGAGAUGGGCAAGGUGUACCGCAUGGACCGGAAGGCUGUGCAGAGAAUCAAAGCUCGAGACAUUGUGCCUGGAGACAUUGUGGAAAUCGCAGUUGGUGAUAAAGUCCCCGCUGACAUCAGGAUUAUCGGCAUCAAGUCAACAACACUGCGAGUGGACCAGUCCAUUCUUACAGGUGAAUCUGUCUCUGUCAUCAAGCACAGUGAUCCCGUGCCUGACCCACGAGCGGUAAACCAGGACAAGAAGAACAUGCUGUUUUCGGGAACCAACAUUGCGGCCGGGAAGGCUCUGGGUGUGGUCGUGGCCACGGCCAUCAACACGGAGAUCGGCAAGAUUCGCAACCAGAUGGCGUCCACGGUAUGCGAGAAGACUCCUCUCCAGCAGAAGCUGGACGAGUUUGGCCAGCAGCUCUCCAAGGUGAUAUCCAUCAUCUGCGUGGCUGUCUGGGUCAUCAACAUCGGCCACUUCAAUGACCCCGUCCACGGGGGGUCGUGGGUUCGCGGCGCCAUCUACUACUUCAAGAUCGCGGUGGCACUGGCGGUGGCUGCCAUCCCCGAGGGACUGCCCGCUGUCAUCACCACCUGCCUGGCCCUGGGCACCCGCCGCAUGGCCAAGAAGAACGCCAUCGUCCGCAGCCUUCCCUCCGUCGAAACCCUGGGCUGCACCUCAAUCAUCUGCUCCGACAAGACAGGCACACUCACCACCAACCAGAUGUCCGUCUGUAAGAUGUUCGUGGUCGAUACGGUGGUGGGGGACAAGUGUAAGCUGCAUGAGUUCAACAUCACGGGAUCUACCUACGCACCAGAGGGGGAAGUGUUCAUUGGUGACAAGCCCAUUGAAACCAGCCAGUACGCCGGACUUGUUGAGCUGGCUACUAUUUGUGCCCUGUGCAACGAUUCCUCCCUGGAUUACAAUGAAGCUAAGGGAAUUUACGAGAAGGUUGGGGAAGCCACAGAAACUGCUCUCGUUUGCCUGGUGGAAAAGAUGAACGUUUUCAACACUGAUAUCAACAACAUCACUAAAGUGGAGAAAGCCACCUACUGCAACAAUACCAUCAAGCAGCUGAUGAAGAAGGAAGUGACACUGGAAUUCUCCCGCGAUCGCAAGUCCAUGUCCGUCUACUGCUCUCCCGUCAAUCCAUCGGUCGGAGCUGGGAACAAGAUGUUUGUGAAGGGGGCUCCUGAAGGAGUAAUCGAGCGUUGCAAUUACAUCCGUUACGGCACCUCCAAAGUGCCCCUGACACCCCGACUGAAGGAGCAGAUCCUGAGCGUGAUCAAGGAGUGGGGAACGGGACGGGACACGCUGCGCUGUUUGGCGCUGGCAACCCGGGACAGCCCGCCCAAGAAGGACGAGAUGGACCUGGAGGAUGCCACCAAAUUCAUCAAGUAUGAGACUGACCUGACGUUUGUGGGCUGUGUGGGGAUGUUGGACCCCCCGAGGAAGGAAGUAGUGGACGCCAUCCGGAGGUGUGAGAAGGCCGGGAUCCGUGUCAUCAUGAUCACCGGUGACAACAAGGGCACGGCCAUCGCCAUCUGCCGCCGGGUUGGGAUCUUCGGUGUGGACGAGGACGUGUCGGGGAAGGCCUACACUGGCCGCGAGUUUGACGACCUGUCGCUGGAGGAGCAGCGGGAAGCCUGUCGCUCCACCCGCUGCUUUGCCCGCGUCGAGCCCUCGCACAAGUCGAAGAUCAUCGAGUACCUACAGUCGUUCGAUGAGAUCACAGCCAUGACGGGAGAUGGCGUUAAUGAUGCUCCUGCUCUAAAGAAGGCUGAGAUUGGGAUUGCCAUGGGCUCGGGAACUGCUGUGGCUAAGACGGCAGCAGAAAUGGUGUUGUCAGACGACAACUUCUCCACCAUCGUGUCGGCCGUGGAGGAGGGGCGAGCGAUCUACAACAACAUGAAGCAGUUUAUUCGCUACCUCAUCUCCUCCAACGUGGGCGAAGUGGUCUGCAUUUUCCUCACUGCCAUCCUGGGCUUGCCCGAGGCCCUGAUCCCGGUGCAGCUGCUCUGGGUGAACCUGGUGACAGACGGUCUUCCAGCCACGGCUCUGGGCUUCAACCCUCCCGACCUCGACAUCAUGAACAAACCACCUCGCAAUCCCAAGGAGUCCCUCAUUAGCGGCUGGCUCUUCUUCCGAUACAUCGCCAUUGGAGUGUACGUUGGCCUGGCGACAGUCGGAGCAGCCACCUGGUGGUUCAUGUAUGAUGAGAGUGGUCCACAGGUCACCUUCAACCAGCUGCGACACUUCAUGCAGUGCACCGCGGACAACCCGCUUUACCAGAACGUUGAGUGUUCCGUCUUUGCUUCCCGCUUCCCGACAACCAUGGCGCUGUCCGUCCUGGUGACCAUCGAGAUGUGCAACGCUUUGAACAGUUUGUCAGAGAACCAGUCGUUGUUGAGGAUGCCGCCCUGGGUGAACAUCUGGCUUCUGGGGACAAUCUGCAUAUCCAUGUCUCUGCACUUCCUGAUCCUCUACGUGGAGCCGCUCCCUCUGAUCUUCCAAGUGACUGCUCUGGACUGGCACCAGUGGGUGAUGGUCCUGAAGAUCUCACUGCCCGUCAUCUUAGUGGACGAGUCACUCAAAUUUCUGUCCCGUAACUACAUUGAGGGAGGAGAAGACGACAGAUACAGGAAGAACAGGCAGCUGAAGUUCUAGGAACUGGCCGGAAAUUCGCGCUCCGAGAGAGUCCAACGCACAACGUUCACAUCAUGCACCAACGAGCGUUUGUUCUCUGUCAGGGGUGUGCGGCCAAACUUCUUGCAUUUCCCAGUUGUGUAGAUCUCCCUGUGAACGCCGUGUGCAAUAACUGGACAGCUGGCCUGCGUCUGAAACGCGAGUGUCUGUGUAAGGGUAAACAAAUGUCAACUGGAAUGAAUUCUAUAACGGAUCUUUAGCGUUUGACAGAAUGAUGUGGUGUUUUGUUUAGUAGUUCCUGUUGGCUCUGUGCCCUUUCCUCCUCAUUGUACUGUUCACCAGAAAAUUAGAAUCCCCCUUUAAAUUCUAUGGAGAAAAAAAAGUCUCGUAGCAUGAGUUUUAUAUUGUUUGUGGAAAUCAGGAAGAAACACUUUUCUGUAACGACCAGGAAAUGGCUUGAAGUCACUUUUUGUUGGAACCGGCACAAGAAAAUCCGGAAGUUUAUGUUCCAUUCUUGUCCAGUGUCAUAAAUUCAUAAAUGUAUGUGUUUUUGGAGCAGAAUUAGGUCAUUCGGCCCAUCAAGUUUAUUCCACCAUUCAAUCAUGGUUAAUCUAUCUUUCCUUCUCAACCCCAUUCUCCUGGCUUCGUCCCAUAACCCCUGACACCCAUACUAAUCAACAAUCUGUUAUUCCCCGCCAUAAAAAUAUCCGUUGAUUCGGCUUCCACAACCAUCUGUGGCAACGAAUUCCACAGAUUCACCACCCUCCGACUUAAGAAACUCCUCCUCAUCUCCUUUCUAAAGGUACAUCCUUUUAUUCUGAGGCUAUGGCCUCUGGUCCUAGCCUCGCCCACUAGUGGAAACGUCCUCUCCACAUCCAUUCUAUCCAGACUUUUCACUAUAAAUUCCAGUGAGCUUCCCCAUUCCCUCUUAGGGUCACCUGUCCUUCUAAGAUUUAAAGGUUUAAAAGAAAAUCCUACAAAAUAGGCAAAUAUGGCAGAUGCUGGAAAUGUGAAUUCAAGUAGAGAGAAACUAUUAACGUAUCAGGACAUCAAUAUUCUAAAGGUCAGGGAGUUCAACAGUGCCAGAAUGUGCCCAAAACCCAACACCAUUGGGAUAGGAAACAGCCCCACUCUAGUCCCUGUGAGCCCUUCCACCGUCUAUAUGCACAUAUGAUGUGUAUGUACUUGGGAGGCUGAGGCACCCAGGCACCAAUAAUUUCAGUAAAACAUGGAAAAGAGUUACCAUUUUCCAGAGCAGUUGAUGACGAUUCAAGGUCGAUCUUGAUGGUCAUCUGUUACCUAGGUCUGCAUCAACAUAGAAUGGGAUACAAGUGAGAUACUAUAGACACACGCACACAUGCGCACACACACACACACACACACACACAUGCGCACACACACAC